AAAGCAACACCAUAUCUUAGAAAAACGAAGCAAGUACGAUCCGAUCGAACUAAAUACCAAAUAGAGACAUGGGCAUGUAAGAUCCGAAUGACAGAAUCAUAAUGCCAACUUGUCAGAUAGAGACAUGGGUACGCAACAAGCCAAGAUGUAAUUUUGCCUCAAUACUGUCACAACAUCGAGUUUUAAAUGCAACAAUUCAUUUCUCAGAACUAAGUAUGUAUGAAUGUGCAAACAUAAGAUGCACGAAUGGUCAUGAAACAAUGCAAAAUGGGACGCCAGAGGGAAGCAUGUGAAUCACAGAAGCAUAUAUAUAAAUCGCAAGAGAUUUGAUGUACAGAACCACAAUGCGGUUUUUGCCCUAAUUCUGUUCCAUAGAAAUCAUAAGUAUUACAAACCGCUACAUUCUAAAGUUAAGAUGGUACGAUGAUCUGAAUGAAAUCAAUGUUUUGAAGAAAACGUUAAAGUUCUGGUAUGUACUCAUUUGAAAUAAAAAUUCACAAAAUGAUCCUUUUCUGAUUAUUGCAAGGUUUUCAAUUUCAAUCAUUGUAGUAGUUUUUUCUCUCUUUGAUUCAGUUAACAUUUUUGUUUACUUUCAGAAACUAGUUCGACAAUGACAACAUCUUCAACUUCAAUGCCAAUGUCUGAACUAUCUACAAGUGAUGGAGACUCAAAACCAGAUAAGACAACUUUAUCUUCAAACAUUUCAAGUGGCAAUUGGUCUGGUACAGAUAACAAUGAAGAAGAGAUGCAGUACAAAGGUUCUGACGUCGGUGCCAUCAUUGGUUCCUCUGUUGCAUCUGUCCUGGUAGUAACUGCUGCUGUUGCUGUCAUUGUAAUCAUUUUGAAAAGACGACAAAGUGAACAUCAGACAAAAAUGGGUAACUUAUCAGAACAAACCAAUUAUAUUACACCUAUUUCGACUGAAGCAGACGAUAGAAUCUAUAUAAACGUGAGAGAAAAAGAUACAGGAGAAACAAACGACAGCUACGAAAUACCAAAUCCACAACGAAAUGUGUACGAAUCUUUACAUGGCAGACCUAAUGAAGAUCAUUUCUAUGAAACAACGAAUUCCAGUCUUAAAUAAUAGAGAUUAGAGAGUGACACAUCUAACUGUGAUAUACUGAACAAACCUUAAAAGAAGGGUAUGAGGAACUGUCAGACAGAAACGGACAUACGAAUGCUCAAACCAAAACAUAUUCCUGCAACAAUGGACUAUAUUAAAAGGUGUACUCAGUUAUAGUUACUUAGCUAAUCAGCGCUUAUUUGUUUUGGGUUUAACGCCGUUUCUUUCAACACUUUUACAAUUAUGUAACGGCGGCGGUUAACCUAACCAAUUUGCCUGGAUUAUGCAGAGGAUACGCCUCUACAAGAAAGAGUUUCUUUUCGUCGAUAAUGUUUCGAUUAGUUUUCUUUGGGCGAAUGUGGACACCACCUUGCAACGGUCGUUGGAAAACAGUUUCUAUGAAAUGUUAUUGCUGUUAUUAAAUCUAGGUCUGUUAUGAACAAUGUACAUCAUUUCUUAUAUGAUUGACUUUGUCUUAAAAAUGUUACCUUUUGAACUUAAUACCGUAUGUAAAUCUCAACUGAAAGAAAUGAUACGACAAAUUUAGUAGUUUCUUUUACCUUUCGUGCCCUCGAACAGAAUACACAGAAUUGCAGAAUUAUUCUUUAACCUUUACCCUGCUAAAUUUCUAAAAUGUGCUGGUCCAUCAUUCAAUUGGGCAGUACCAUUUAUUGUUCAAAGGGUGUUCCUCUACUGACUGAAUAGCGAACAGUG
Mercenaria mercenaria is the source of this 1777-nucleotide messenger RNA. RefSeq lists its product as uncharacterized. The transcript has 4 exons. The record is from RefSeq and is a predicted model, not a curated record. Lineage: Eukaryota; Metazoa; Mollusca; Bivalvia; Venerida; Veneridae. Bases 611 to 1084 code for a protein of 157 amino acids.